Polychytrium aggregatum is the source of this 2391-nucleotide messenger RNA. RefSeq names its product chitin synthase-domain-containing protein. The coding region runs from base 1 to 2391 and encodes 796 amino acids. Lineage: Eukaryota; Fungi; Chytridiomycota; Chytridiomycetes; Polychytriales. The transcript has 16 exons. Gene Ontology annotation, molecular function: chitin synthase activity. The record is from RefSeq and is a predicted model, not a curated record. Gene Ontology annotation, cellular component: cell septum; cell periphery.
AUGCCCUAUCCACAAGCACCCCAGAAUGAGCAGGAGGAGCCGCUGCCCGACAUCGGUGGUAGCCACCAGCGACCUCACGCACUUUCCGAGUACAACUACCCUCUCCCUCGGCCGCUCUUCCGACACCGAACCCAUAAGAUGGUGCAGCUUACUGAAACCGGCAACUUCACGGUCGAGAUUCCCGUUCCAGAUGACCUGCUCAGCCGAGCGGCCUACACCGAGGACAAGGAGUUUACGCACAUGAAAUACACGGCCGUGACGGGUGAUCCAGACGAGUUUGUCAAGAACGACUACACGCUUCGGCAAGUGGAGAUGGAGCGAGAGACCGAAAUCUUCAUCGUCGUGACCAUGUACAACGAGGACGAGACGCUCUUCCUUCGGACUUGGAAGAGCAUUGUCAAAAACAUUGCCCAUAUCUGCUCGAAGCGCAAGUCGGACGUGUGGGGCCCCGAUGGCUGGAAAAAGAUCGUUGUCUGCGUGGUAUCGGACGGCCGAGAGAAGGCAAGUUCAAUCCAUCCAAAAACCCUGAGCGCCAUCGGCAUCCUGGGCGCCUAUCAAGAAGGUGUCAUCAAGACCCAUGUCGACACGACAGGAACCUCGGCACACGUGUUCGAGUAUACGACGCAAAAAUACAUCGACACAGACUACAAAAUCAAAGGUGCGAACAUGUUCCGCAAGUACGAUCUGGUGCCCAUACAGCUCCUGUUUUGCCUCAAGGAGAAAAAUGCCAAGAAGAUCAACUCCCAUCGCUGGUUCUUCAACGCCUUUGGCCGGGUUUUGAACCCCAACGUCUGCGUUCUGAUCGAUGUCGGCACCAAGCCCUCGGACAAGAGCAUCUACAAGCUGUGGAAAGCAUUCCACAAUGACAGCAUGGUCGGAGGCGCUUGUGGCGAGAUCUAUGUCGAGAAGGGCCCGUUCUGGUACAAGUUGCUGAAUCCGCUCGUGGCGGCGCAGAAUUUCGAGUACAAGAUGAGCAAUAUCUUGGACAAGCCCUUCGAAUCGUGCUUUGGAUUCAUUUCGGUCCUCCCUGGUGCAUUCUCGGCCUACCGUUACAAGGCUCUCCGCAGUAGUAACGAGGAAGCCGGUCCGCUGGCCAAGUACUUCCUGGGCGAGAAAAUGCACGACACGGCCAGUGUCGGCACUGCCAAUAUGUAUCUGGCUGAGGACCGAAUUCUUUGCUUUGAGCUCGUGACGAAGCGGAAGGAAAGAUGGAUCCUCAAGUACAUCAAGGACGCCCAUGCCGAAACAGACGUGCCAAAUACCCUUGCCGAGUUCAUAUCCCAGCGCCGUCGGUGGCUCAACGGCUCGUUCUUUGCUGGCGUCCACUCCAUCACCCGCUUCUAUCAGAUAUUCCGGUCAGGACACAGCGGUGCCCGCAAGUUUGGGCUGCUGAUCCAAACGCUAUACAAUGUCAUCAACUUGAUCUUCAACUGGUUUUCUAUUGCCAACUUCUAUUUGAUAUUUUAUUUCCUGGUCGGUGGCACCUUGACCAAUCCCAACGAUCCGCUCUACAAGGCGUGGCCCGGCAUCGCAUAUCUGUUUGUGGGCUUUCAGCAGCUGUACCUGUUUGCUCUGCUGCUGUGCUUCCUCGCGGCCCUGGGAAACCGGCCACAGGGCACCAGAAUUGUGUAUUUUAUGUGCUUUUUCCUGUUUGGUGUCAUCAUGCUGAUAUCCCUGAUCGUGUCGGGCUAUGCAAUGUAUCGCUCGUUCCCACAAACGCCAGAAGAAUGGGGCGGUUCUUCCGCUCUCAUCGUCCUGUUCAGCCGACCGGUCUUCCGCGAUCUACUGGUCUCAAUCUCCGCAACCUACGGCGCAUACUUCAUAUCCAGCUUCAUAUACCUCGAUCCCUGGCAUAUGUUCACAUCGUUCCUGCAGUACAUGGUGCUGCUGCCUUCGUUCACAAACAUCCUGAUGGUCUAUGCCUUUUGCAACCUUCAUGACAUCUCCUGGGGAACCAAAGGGGACACAAUCACGCCGACAUUUGUGGCGCCUGUCAUCGUCAAGCGCGAGGAAGACGGCCGGGUGGUGGCGGAUGUGGAUCUGCCUGUCGAGAAGCAGGACAUCAACUUGAAAUACCAAGAGUUUAUGGCCGCACUCGGCAAGGACAACAGCAAGAAGAACAAAAAGACCAAGAAUAGCAAGAAGGCCAAGACUGAAAAGGAGCAGGAAGACUACUUUCGCUACUUCCGGACCCGCGUGGUGCUCUUCUGGAUGGCGUCCAAUCUGCUGCUUGUCUCGGCCCUGACGACUCCCAGUGUCGCGCAAGUUCUGAACAUCAGCACAAGCGGCAGCAACACAAAUAACCCCUACCUGACAGUCAUCAUGUGGUCGGUGGCCAUUUUGAGUGUUAUGCGAUUUAUCGGUAGCAUCGUGUUUCUCGUCAAGAAGUAG